GAAUACGGAGUUACGUGACGUAAGGCGGAGGUGUGGAGGGAGAAUGCACUCCCCAGCAGCUGCUGUCCAGUAUUCUGGCGGCAGAAAGAGGUGCAUCUCCUCCCUGCAGGUCACAUACCACCAGGAGAUCCACAGGCCAGCUCCUCGGCUGGCACAAUUCAACCAACCUCACAACACCAGUAGUGGCUGUGGGUCCAUAGACCACAGGCCAGAGGAAGAUGGACACUCCCAAGAAGCAGGGAGAUUCGUGCCGGAUGACGAAGACCUGGAUUUCUAUGGCCCACCCUCCCUCGUUCUUCCUCCAUGUUCUAUGCCUGGCCUUCCUCCUCCCCUCCCCCCUCCCAGUUCCCUGGCCCACUGGGACCCACCACCACAGAAACUCCAUUCAGCCGAGCCCUCCUCCAUCUCUGAAUCUCCACCUAACUUGCCACCUAUUCCAACUGUUCCUUACAGCCCUCUCUUUGAACACUUCAGAGCAUCUCUACAGGAGGUGAUGAGGGAGCAGUUUGCGUCGCAGCGCAGCCUCCAAUGUAAUCAUCAUCCUCACUGCACCUGCCACCAAUACUGCCAGAUAAAGGAAGAGAACCAACACCGUCCAUCAGAAGUACUAAACGAAGAUGAAGAUGAACAUGGGCAGAGUAUAGAAACAAGCAUUGACUCAGGUGUAUGUGUUGAAGCCACACACCCUCCUCCCAGUAGCACUGAGGAAGAGAUGAGCCUUGCUCUCAUCAGACUGCAGACCUUGGCAGCUGUCAUCACCACCAACCUCCAACAAGAAGAGUUAACCUCUUAACACCUACAGAACAAUCACUUCUGAUCACCCACCAUACUGAACUAAGCCUAUCUCCCAUUCUAAACAGAGCCCACCUUCGAUCUAUCACUGAUUAUAUUAUGCAGCAUACAAUUGGGCAAAUAUACACAUAGACAUAAAAGGCUGGGUACACAACAUAAAACUGUGGAUUAUGAUCGAAUUUAUUGGUCUCUAGUCAGCAUGUUGUCAAUAGCCAGUUCUUCCCUCAGUCGACCUCCUCCAUUCUCACAUCGUCGUCUUCUCCCUCGCCCUCUCCCUCUAGUGGAGGCAUCUCCUCUUGGGCAGUGGUCUCUUCUGCCUCGGUAUCUGCAGCGUCAAUGUCAAUGCCCAGCCCCAACUUGAUCAUCCGGUGGAUGCGAUUGGCGUGGGUCUGCGGUUCGUCCAGCGAGAACCCAGACGCCAUGAGCGAGGUCUCGAACAGCAACAUGACGAGGUCCUUCACCGACUUGUCGUUCUUGUCAUUCUCCACCUUCUGCCUCAGCGUCUCCACGAUGGGGUGCUCCGGGUUGAGCUCAAAGUGUUUCUUGGCGGCCAUGUAGCCCAUGGUGCUCGUGUCCCGCAGCGCCUGGGCCUUCAUGAUCCGCUCCAUGUUGGCAGUCCAGCCGUACUGGCUGGUCACGAUACAGCACGGCGACGAUACCAGUCUCUGCGUUACGACCACUUUUUCGACCUUCUUGUCGAGGAUGUCCUUUGUCACCUUGCAGAGCGGUUCGAACUUCGCCUUGAGCUCCUCGAAUUUCUUCUUCUCCUCUUCCUCCUCGGGCAGCUCG
Geodia barretti is the source of this 1581-nucleotide messenger RNA. NCBI's taxonomy places the organism in Eukaryota, Metazoa, Porifera, Demospongiae, Tetractinellida, Geodiidae. The record is from the annotation of a GenBank genome assembly.